GAAAAAGAAGACAAAUUCAAGAUGGUCGCAGUGCACUGAUUUAUUUUAUUUUUGUUGUAACUUUUAUGCACAGGUUAAAUGUAAAAAAAAAUCAGUUUACAGUUUAGUUACUAUGCAAAUCAAACCCUUCACAAGAAUAUCUUCAAGCUGGCCGUUUGGUCGACGUUCAGCAGCAGCAGUCUCAAGACAGCAUUCUUAGUUAUCCAAUCAACAAAAUAGUUUAUUUUUGUACCCUGAGAACUCGCCUUCCAUUCAAAAAGAAAACAAUAAACAAAUAAAGAAUAGAAGACCUGCUGUGAAUUGGAAAUUAGAAAUUUAUAUUCUCUCGAGUUGAAGUAAAUAAGAUGGAUUAAACCGUUGGAUUAAACUAUUAGUUUUAUUGUUAUGCUUGAUGCUUUGGAGAAAUGGCUGCGUCAGGGACAGAUAUAGAAGAAUUCCUGGGAGGGCCCCUUGUUAAAUGGCUUGCUACAUGUGUGAAGAAACCAGAUGCCCUCCAAGUCUAUGAAACAUUUUUCGAUGGAGCACCAAUAAACGAAGUUUUACUACAAAUUGAUCCGGAACCGUCCCUACCAGUGCCUACUGUUUCCAAUCUACAGGGUCUUCAUAUAACAGCCGCCAGAAUUAAAAUUUUCCACUCGAUCAUCAAAAACAUUAAAAGUAUUUAUGAAGACGAACUCGGUCAAGUUAUAAUCAGCCUUCCAGAUUGUGUCACUCUAGGCAGAGCUCCAGCUUCAGAUGCCGCUUUGCAACAAUUGAAACUGCUUAUUUUGCUCUUACUAGGAUGUGCUGUCCAGGGUCCUACAAAAGAAAUAUUUAUCACUAGAAUUAAGGAAUUAGACGUUGAUGCUCAACACAAUAUAGUUGAGUGUAUAAAGCAGGUCACUGAUGGGCAAAAUUUGGUUCUGACAACUGAUUGGACAGAACAAGCUCCUCAAAAAUUAUUUUCACAUGUUAGAGCUUUGACAAGCGAAAGGGAUAAACUUUUGCAACAAUGGGUUAUAGAUUUAGGCCAAGAAAACAUCGUCAACAGUGGAAAUGUUACAAAAACUGGUCAAGAAGGCGUAGAAUCAAAUCAUUGGGCUGUAGAACUUGCUGAUUGGAAAGCUAGAUUGAGGAAGCAAAGACAAGAAUUAGAGGAAAAAACUGAAAUUUUAGCAGAAUAUAAAGAGGAAUUGGAGCAUGCAACAAGCUUGGUUACUAAACUAAAAGCUGAGAACAGUGACUUUUUGUCUGAAGCCAGGAAGGCCAAAGCUUAUAGAGAUGAAUUGGAUGCUAUGAGAGAAAGAGCUGAAAGGGUUGACAGACUUGAAUUGGAAACACAAAGGUAUAGGGAAAGGUUAGCAGAUUCAGAGUUCUACAAAGUGAGGGUGGAUGAGUUGAGGGAGGAUAAUAGAGUCUUGUUGGAAACUAGAGAAAUGCUGGAGGGGCAGUUGGUGAGAGCGAGGCAAAGGGCAGACCAAGUUUUGGAAUUGGAAGCAGAAUUGUUGGCAUGUAAGCAAAGCAUCAAUGAAGUAACUUUGGAAAGAGAUGCAGCGAGAGAAAAAAUCCAAGAGCUAGUAGAUGAAAAUGUUCAGCUACAGCAAGUGACAAAAUCUGCAUUGCAAGAAUCUAGUUUGGGAAAUAUUUCCAUAGACUCUGAUAAUGAAGAGUCAAAUUCGGGUGAUAAUAGUCUUUCUGAGCAAUUGACUAGCAACGCUCAGGCGCGUGCCCUGAGGCUUGAAUUGGAAAAUAAAAGAUUAUUAAGCACAAUAGAUUCACUUAAAGAAGACAGUUUCCAUGAAAGUGCCCAUAAAAUUCUAGAAUUGGAAAAAGAGAAGAAAAAACUUGUGUUGAAAACUGAACAACUGCAAGAGAACUGUGACAGGCUCACUCAACAGAAUGUUGAGCUAGAAAAUUUGUUCAAAAAUGCCAUACAGGAGAAUAGAAAAGUUCAAAAUGGAAUGGAUUCAUUGAAAAUAAUUUCUGACAGGCAAAGUCAGGAUUUGCAAAAUGAAAAAACGAAAAUUACUGAACUUGAAAAAAAUAUUGGUAGUCUUUCUAAAGAGAAGCAGCGGGUGCAAGCUUUGUGUGAUGUUGUUAAGAAAAGAGCUGAUGAUGCUGAAAAAUGUUUGAAUCAAGUUUCAGAACAGUUACAAAAUUUACAGGUUGAAGUUGAUAAAGGCAAACAAGCUGAAAAACUAGGCUCCGAAUUACAAGAAAAAAUAGCUUCCCUAGAAAAAGAGAAUAGUGGUCUUCAGAGAGAGGUCACAAAGCUAAAGGAAGUGAUGGAGGAAAAAGAAGUAGUUCUAGACAAAAAUACUGAGGAGAAAGUGAAACAAGAAAAAGAAAUUCAAAAAUUACAGAUUGAAACUUCAAAUUUGUUAGCUCAAAUAGAAAAACUACAAGAAUUUGAGCAGAAGGCUACCGAGUUGAUUUCUCAAGCUUCAGUACAUUCAGAAACUAUCGCUACUUUACAAAAGGAUCUAGUUAAUGAAAAAGUUAGCAAUGAAAAAUUCAAAACGAGUUUAGAUAAAUUAGGCUUAAAUCUGGACACAUUGGAUAAUGACAUCAACAUUAUAGUAGAAAAACUUUUGCAAAAUACCGAAAUUUCCAAAUGUAUCCAAUCUGUUUUCAAAGAAAGAGAAAUUAUAAAGGAGGCCCCUUGUAAAACUUGUCACCUGGAGGGUGAUGCAUUGAAGCAGGCCGAAGAAGUUGCAAAAUCCAUAAGCCUAGAAUGGAGUCAGCAAUGUGAUAAACUGUACGCUGACAUCGCGACAUUGCAAUCCAGUAAUGAUGUUUUGCAAAAUGAGAAUGCCACUUUGAAAGUGGAUGUUUCUACUUUAAAAUCUCAGGUUCACUCGUUGCAAGCUCAACAGACUGCUUUGCAAUUGGCAAAUAGUCAAUUAGUUGCAGAAAAAGAUGAGCUCUCAAAACAACAGAAGCAACGAAAAUUGGAAAGAGAACAAAUUUUACUUGAUCAAGGCACUUUGAGGACAUUACACGAGCAAUUGAGUAGUGAAUACGAGGAGCUGAAGCUUGAGCAAGAAAACUUGAGAAAAGUUAACAGAGAUUUGAGAUCUGAAAAAAGAGCUUUGCAGGAAAAUAAUGAUUGUUUGGAAAUAAAAGUGUCCAAUAGUGAGCUGGAGAAGGAAAAUUUAAGGAUUGAUGCUAUAAAUUUGAAUAAUUUGAGGGGUGAACAUUCAAAACUAAAGGACGACUUUAGAAAUCUCUUCACUGCCAGUGAGCGACUUAAAGUUGAGUACAGAAACGUACAAGAAGAAUUGAAAAAUUUGAAAACGGAAUCAAGAAAUUUGAGACUAAGUCAAACUGAAAUACAAGGCGAACUCAAUACAAGAUCAGAUAGAGUUUCUGGGCUGCAACUCGAAAAUGCCAAAUUGCAACAAAAAUGUGAUAUGCUCUUUGAAAUGAACCAUUCUCUGGAUUCCGACAGACGUGCUUUGAUGGACCACGUUUCACAACUGCUAACGCAAUACCAUUCACUUUUGACGCAUUCUUUAGAGGACAAACAGCAUUAUCAUUCUGAAGAAAAAUUGUACGCAGAUAAAGUUAAUAAUUUGUGUAGGCAAAAGGAAAAACUAGAGGAGAAAAUAAUGGAGCAUUAUAGAAAGUUGGACAAUGCAUCUGCUAAAAAAAAAGGUUUUGGCGCUACACUUGUCAGAAAAGUCAGGAAAGCAGGAUCAGAUAUCAUCAACAAGGUACCAAGCAGGAAUCGUCGUUCUUGGCAUGAAGACGCAACCCGUUUAACCCAAUCUCAAUUCACAUUGGCGGGUAAUGGAUCUGGUGAAUCAGAUAAUCGUGAUUCGGACAACAGCAAUGAGGACUUGAUGGGGAACCAGAGGAACGCGAAUACUGUGGAAAACUUUAGAAGAAACACCUCUGGGACGGGUAGUUUGCAUGGACAUAAACCUCGGGACGAGAUCGCAUUGCGCAGGUCACACAGGGAUCUUAGUUUACAUAGAAGCAGUAUAGCUGGUGAUCAAGUUUUUAAUAGAGAACCAGGCAGUGCUUUAAGUUUGGGUUCAGUUGGUUCUCGAAGAACAGUUUACCUUUCAGAAGACGAUACAGGCCCAGUAAAUGCAUCGACGCCUCAAACCAAUAACCAAAAUGAUUCUUCGAAUCCGCCAUUAUUGGUUUAUAACAGGAUAUCAAAUGUUAUAGGAGCUGACAUUUCCCAAAUUCGUAGACCUUCAACUCCUCAAAGAAGCUCCCCACCUCAGGCUGCAACAGUGCCUGAAGAAAAUGCCAAUACACCAAAUACAGCGGAAAGAAAAGAAAAAAAUGCAAAAGAAACAGCUAUUUGGUAUGAGUAUGGAUGUGUAUGAAAUCUUAUAUGAAAGACCUAUACAUAAUGUCUGCCCAGCGAAUCUGUGUCUACGGGGCAACGGUAAGGGGAAUGCAGUUGUCAAAAAAAAAUGGCUGAUUUCAUUCAUAAAAUACCCAGCUGCGUGCGGAACUUUUUGGAAGUGUUAUUGUAUUGCAACUCGUACACGAAAAUCAGCAAUUACCAAAUCUCCGCCACUGGAUAUUUCAAUAUAAAUCGAUAUUCCAAGAUGGGAGGAUAAAAUGACGUGAGCCCUGGCCAAUAGCGAGACGUAAGGUGACGUUAGCUCAUUGACAACCGUAUGGUUCCCCAUGACAACGGCGAUCCUGCCAAAAACUCCACCAAUCAGGUUCAUCCAGGACGGAUGCUUGCCAAAUUGUCAAAAGCUGAUGGUAUUUUUAGAAAAUGUUUAUUUUUUACAAUAGACCAAAUUGAAGAAGUCAGGAUUAAAAUAAGGAUAGAUCUAACAACCACGUUAAAAUAUUUAGCGUUUUAUUAUUGUAUCAAUAUUUUGUUAUUAAAAAAUGGAUUUUCAAAUUAACUAUACUUCAUCCCUAGUAUUUUCGCUUUUUUAUAAAUAAACGUGGCAACAUGGCACAUUUACUUCCGAAUUCCUUCCGUAGACGCAGAUCCGCUGGGCAAACAAUACAAUACAAACUUAAUUAGGUAUAUUUACACAACGAAGAAAUUUUAAUAGCCUUAUUGAACAUAUGUAUUUUACUUCCAAGGAAACAGUGAUAUUUUAAAUGCAACUUUCAACUAACAAUGAUUUAGGUUUAGGUUAUUUUUUUUAUUAGUUGACAAUAUGGCGGUGUCGAAUGUUGUAGGAACUCCGUCCAAUAUUUACAGAAUAAUGUAUUUAUUUUAUAAUCUUCAUUAACAAUUUCAAUCAUAGUAUUAUCCUUAGAAUCCCUAAUAAUCACCAUAUUGUCGGCUAUUGAGUGCACUAGUGAUUCUUGUUCUUUUAAUAAUUUACUUCUAUGUUUUUUUUUUCGGUUACAUUUGUUCCUUUUUUUUAUAAAUAUUUUUUUUUGCAGUAUUAUUAUGAUGUUUUUUGCAGUAUCGUGUUAAUUCUGAUCUCAAAAUUUAUUCUUUGCUUUUACUAACAUUUAGAAAAUAUUUUUCGCAUAAAUGCUUUAUAUGUUAAAGUCUAUACGAAGUCACUUGGACUAGUAUAAAAACUAAAUCCCCUCAUAAGUCCGCUUUUUCUUUGUUAAACAUGGGCGGCGUAAUUUCAAAAGACACUACUUAAAUUAAUAAACAAACUUAUCGAACAAACUAUACCUUUACAACUUCAAAUUGAGACUUAUCAGAAUCAAAUUGAGAACAAACAUUUUCAAAUUGAGAUUAAACAAAAUCAAAUUGAGAACAAUCAAUUUCAAAUUGGUACAACGUUCAAUUACAUGGAAACGGAUGUUGUACCAUUUUGAAAUUGAUUGUUCUCAAUUUGAUUGUUUUAAGUCUCAAUUUGAAAAUGUUUGUUCUCAAUUUGAUUCUGAUAAGUCUCAAUUUGAAGUUGUAAACGUAUAGAGUAGGAAAUGUACUGCACUGUCUCUCAUACCGACAAUCAUGUCGCCCCACAAAGCGGAAUGAACAAAAGCAGUAUGAACAAAAGCAGUAUGUCGGCCAAUCAAAAAUCGGCAAUGGCCAAUCAGAUCUAUCGAGUCCACGUUGACUAGCAUCGAACGUGUACAAGAAGCCAAGAUCUAUCCAUCCCUACUUGUCUAGCUUCCAACGAUAACGAGGAGCAAUCACUAUAAAUUUUGCUAUAUUUUUCAAUAGCUGAUGCAGUAUAUUGACCAGACCACUAUUUUAGGCCUCGUCCAAGUAACUUCGUAUAGACUUUAACAAAUUAGACUUAGGAAAAUGUUUUAUUGUAAAGCAAUGCCCAGUUUUUGAUUUAUCUCAGAGCAAAUCUAAUUUGCUUGUUUGUAUUUAUUUUUACCUUUACUUUAAGUAUAUAAAGCACACUGAUACUUACCCUACAUUUCUAGUGUUUACCAUUGCAUAAGUGAUACAUGUAAGAUAUUUAUUUAAUUUUUAUACUUUUUUUGAAUUAUAAUGCUGUGGUUCUUUGCCAGAUGUAGUCUAGGAAAAUUGUUGAUUUUCCCCGCUGAAUGGGGGUGAGUUACAAAAAAAGUUGAUAAGGAAAAAUUGUAGAAAAUGUAAUCUUAUAAAACUUUUUUUUGUAAAAAAAUAAAAAAACCUAAAACUACCCCUAUUGAAAAAUGGCAGGGGGUGAGUAAAAACCUUAUAAAGCAAAAACGUUGUAUUUCUUGUAGAGUUUUUUUUCACGUUGGUUGAAAUUUUAUAUUUUCAUUAUAAGUUUCAAACGGCCCUUAUGACCACAGACGGCCCUUAAUCAAAAAAGUCUUUAGAUAAACAUUGUUGAUCAAAUAAUGUUGCACAUCUUUUAUUUGGAACAUUUUUUUGUAAAAUCAAUAGGAACCAAGUAAUCGCCAAUAGCGCACCUUCAACCCCUAUAGCGCAAAACGCCAGAGGGGUGAAUGUGUGAUAUCUUCGGUUUUAUGAUAACCCACCCGCCCCCUAUCAUCCCUGAAAAGUUCAUUUGGGUAGGAAUUUUUUUUUUUGCAAUGCAUGUAUUUUUUGACAAUUUUCCUAGACUGAUGUUCAAUAAUCAAAACGAAUUGCCUUUGAAUAAAUUUUACUAGAAGUACAUUUUUUACUAAGUAGGUACGUAAGUUUAUAUUUAAUAUUUUGCCAGAUGUUUGUGUACAAAUUUUUGAGAUAAAUAAAAUGCGCACUUUAUAA
This is a messenger RNA of Ceutorhynchus assimilis (cabbage seed weevil), 7093 nucleotides long. Lineage: Eukaryota; Metazoa; Arthropoda; Insecta; Coleoptera; Curculionidae. The record is from the annotation of a GenBank genome assembly.